Molecule: messenger RNA, 2123 nt
Organism: Ricinus communis (castor bean)
Lineage: Eukaryota; Viridiplantae; Streptophyta; Magnoliopsida; Malpighiales; Euphorbiaceae
Product: probable serine/threonine-protein kinase PBL28
Exons: 7
Coding region: 623-1708 (361 amino acids)
Biological process (GO): protein phosphorylation
Molecular function (GO): protein kinase activity; ATP binding
Source: RefSeq, a predicted model, not a curated record
UUAUUGUUGACAUCUAAUUCAUUGGUCAUUUUCAGAAAAAUAAUAAUAAUAACACAGAAAAGAUGAGAGAUAUAAAUGAACUAAGAAAUAGUGAAAGAAGCAUCUCAACGGCAACCUUUCUCUUGAUGAUAAAGACAAAAAAAAAAAAAAUCAAAUGAAAAUGGAGGGAGAGACUGCAGAUUGUAUUUCCUUAUCAAACAAAACCAUCUCUUCUCUACGUCACCCUCCAAAGUUAAGCAAUACCAACUUUUUUCCUUUAUUUGCUUUGCCUUUUUCUUCAAGCACAUCUCUCUCUCUCUCUCUCCAAAAUCCAGGUGGUUGAAAGAUAUGCGUAGUUGGGUAUCCUCCUAAUCUUACCUUGCUCAAUGCCUACUCAUAAUACGAUUCUUGUAACAUCAGCCUGAUCUCUCGCAUGCUACCCUUUAAUGUUGUUUUAGUAAAAUCUCUGGAGUAGAAAUCUAAUCUGCAUUGAUCUCGGUCAAGUGAUCAGUAGCGUCAAGGUACAUCCCUUCCAGGACUCUCUUUUGUCCACUCGUCGGCUCAGCAUAAUACUGCAACUCAGUGCGGAUCAUUUUAAAUCCUGAAACAAAGGUUAUUAUAUUCAUCCAAGGAAAGAGUCAUCAUGCCUUUUGGGUUGGUCUCCGCGUGGAACAAGCGCCGGAGAAGCAAGUCGCAAGAUCACACGAAUCCUUGGAUUUAUAAACCUGUCGAGUUUUGGAAACUUGAUGAUCAGACACCCCCAUCCACAAAACCACGCCAUGGAUCUUCAGUUUUCACCCUCAAGGAGAUGGAAGAGGCAACCUGCUCUUUUAGCGACGAGAAUUUUCUUGGAAAAGGAGGAUUUGGCAGAGUUUACAAGGGCACUCUGCGGUCAGGGGAGGUUGUAGCAAUCAAGAAAAUGGAGUUGCCAUCGUUUAAAGAAGCUGAAGGAGAAAGAGAGUUUCGCGUUGAAGUUGAUAUCUUGAGCCGACUUGACCACCCAAAUCUGGUUUCCUUGAUAGGAUAUAGCGCUGAUGGGAAGCACAGGUUUCUGGUGUAUGAGUAUCUGCAAAAGGGGAAUCUGCAAGAUCACUUAAAUGGAAUUGGAGAAGAAAAAAUGGAUUGGCCUAUGAGGCUCAAAGUGGCACUUGGAGCAGCAAGGGGACUAGCUUAUCUUCACUCAAGCUCUGCAGUCGGAAUACCUAUUGUUCACAGAGAUUUUAAAUCCACCAAUGUUCUCCUAAAUGCCAAUUUUGAAGCUAAGAUAUCUGAUUUUGGACUUGCCAAGUUGAUGCCAGAAGGUCAGGAGACAUUUGUGACAGCUAGGGUUCUUGGCACAUUUGGCUAUUUUGAUCCAGAGUAUACUUCGACAGGGAAACUCACUUUACAAAGUGAUGUGUAUGCAUUUGGAGUGGUUCUUCUUGAGCUUUUGACAGGACGUAGAGCUGUGGACUUGAGCCAGGGAUCAAGCGAUCAAAACCUUGUACUACAGGUUAGGCAUAUAUUGAAUGAUCGGAAGAAGUUGCGUAAGAUGCUAGAUCCAGAGCUAAGUCGGAGUUCAUACACAAUGGAAUCCAUAGCCAUGUUUGCAAACCUGGCAUCUCGCUGUGUUCGUAUUGAGAGCAGUGAGAGACCCUCAAUGACUGAAUGUGUAAAAGAACUCCAAAUGAUAAUUUAUAUAAAUUCAAAAGCUUUGGGUACGGCAUUGCAUUCAUUCAAAAAGGUCUAAUAGAACCUGAUUGGUUAUCAGCAGAGACAAAUUGUAUUAUAUCAAUAAUAAAUUUCCUUCAAUUGGUGAUUCAAAAUGGAAGAAAGGGAACCUAUAAGUUUAAUGAUACAACAUCGAAAAGGAUCCAUGAAGAAGGUGAACCCUAGCACUUUAGCAGUUACACAGAGGAAACUCAAUGAAGAUCUAGGAGGAGGAUUUCAUGGCAAAGAACAUGAACCAUAAGAGUAGAAAGUAAGAGGAUUGCAGUCAGAAAGAAACAUACACUUGUAUGUAUGGCUCAGUGUAGCAUCAAGAAUUCUUAAAAAAGAUUUUUUAUUCUUCACUUGUUAAAGAUUAAUCUAUAAGAUAUACUUCUCAAAGACAGGAAACAUGUUUUCUUUUUGCAAUAAAUCUUAUACUAUUUGGUCUUCCCUCA